CAAAACCGUGAGGGAAUGGUAAGCCCAGAGCGGACAAUAUCAUGCUACAGCGGAGUCGAGUCUGGGAUGUGACAAACGAUAUAUCUUAUUGUGCUUCAAGGUUAGGAUUUUUUUUGUAUAUCCAAACUAGAUUAUAGUAGUGGAAUGUAGCUUUUUUAUUAAUUGUUUUUGUAGAUGUCGAACUUAAUAUCAAAUUGGUAGGCAGCUAGUACAGGUAGUCAGACACCUUCUCCAGAAGGUAAUGCUACUGCCACUUCUACACCUGAUAUGGGCACGACAGGUGCCCCUCCGGUCACACCUUUGGGGCCAACGAUGUUUACGGCUCCUGCGUCAUUGACUUCUUUGGUGACAUAUCCUAUCCUAAGUGAUAGACGGACUCAUCGACGGCCCCAAAGUUCUGAGGAGGCUCAGCCGUUUGGUAAGGCUUCCUCUAUCCAUGGAGAGAGGUCCCAGAUAGGUAAGCUUACUCUGUCCAUUGAUAAUCUUGCUUUUGGUUUCAUGAUGGUCAAACCAACAUUGACAUUAGUCUGUAGACAUGCUCGAACCUUCGAAACUGUCACAGUCCCAUUAAUUAGAAAGAACUUACUAAGAACUUCGAUUUGCGUGCUUUGCCUAUAUUGUUGUCAGUUAGUGAAACCACUACUAUAAACGAUUUAAGUUGCCACACCUGGCCUUGCAAGCCAAAACUUGUUGCAGACUCGCAGUGUAAAGUCAUAUCAACAAGUUGUAAAUUUUGUUUUAACGUCCCCAACUGGUAUAAACUGUUUGAAUUGUUGGGUGGAUGUGUUGUUUUUGUUGUUAUAUUGUCUGCAGGUUUUAGGAAAUGUUAUAGUUUUAAGGGAGGUUCUACCGAAUUUUCAGUAGAAAAUAGAAUUCGUCUAAUGUUUACUUUGUUUAUUUGGUAGAUCAAAAAAAUAACCAAAGACCCUUAUAGACCACUCGCACCACAACCGAGAAGAUUACCAUUACAUGGGAUCCUCGACAUCAUGCGGCUGCAACAAAGGAGCAACACAGUGCGUUGGCCACCGACGUUGGGUCGGUUAUCAGGAACCAUUGCCCCCUCAUGUGGGAGUCAUGGAGAGCUAUCCCACAAGAAGUCAAAGACGCCGUUCUUUAUGAAUUAUCGUACAUCAACGACCUUUGCUCCAGUAGGCUUACUCAAUGGAAGAGUGACCUCCACAAGCAUUAUGAGCUACAUGAUGGUUCGGAUGUCGCUUUAGAAGUUAGGUGCCCUAUAGAGUUGGUGGGCCGUUGGGAUGAAUGGGAGUGGCUCUGCGGCCAUUUUCAAGACAAGAAAUACUUCAAAAAAGUGAAGGCAAACUCGAUCAAUCGGUCGAAGAAGAAACUUCUUCACCAAUUCGGCUCACGACGCUUCCCUUAUAGGUUGGAGGAGCGACGUAAGGGGGGUCAAAGUUUCUGGAAAUUGACAUGUUCAAGGAGGUGUAAGUUCAGCCCAGGGAUGAGAUGACAGAGCAGCUUCAUUCCACCAUGGUGGAGAAGGGCUACACCGUUAUGGAGGAGGUGGCUUCCCAGCUUCCUGUAGAAACCCUGAUUGAGGAGGUGCUUCCCCCUGAGGAUGCUGGUUUUCAGAUCAUGACAAACACACUUGAUCAGACCCUCGAUCAUCGGACUAGGAAUGUUCACCAGGGGCUUGUGAAAGCUCGCUUUCGGGACCUAUCUGCCUUAUCCUCCAGGCAAAGAACAGAAGCGGUCGAAACAUUGACAUCUAAAGUGGCGGACCUGAAGCAGCAGAUUGCUACCCAGUAGGCUCAAAUUGAGGCCCAAAACAAUUUGAUACACCAAAUUCGUCACACACUUCAAAUUUCUGGCAUUCACUUCCCCAACGUUGAACCACUUCUAGAAACGACUUCCCAACCCUCCCUGCCGCCGCAGCAGCUACAACCUCCCAGCCCCGAUGCGACAACAACACCACCAGCCAGUGAUUGUGAUGUCGAGGACUACCUAUUUUAGUUUUGUUUUAAAUUGUUUUCAAAUUUAAAAAAAUACUUUUUUCCA
Malus domestica (apple) is the source of this 2016-nucleotide messenger RNA. The record is from RefSeq and is a predicted model, not a curated record. Lineage: Eukaryota; Viridiplantae; Streptophyta; Magnoliopsida; Rosales; Rosaceae.